AUGUUGGACCCAAAGACGUCGCUGGCGAUUGAUGCGCCGCCUGUUGCGCCCUAUGACGACGGCUUCUCCACUGACAGCGAGGACUAUAAUGCAGACGCCAUUCCACACGAUUCGUUAGUGUCUUCUACCGUCACCUGUUACGCCAGAAAUGCAGUCAUCAUCGAGAACCAGCCCAAUAUCCAACGGCAACAUAUCCAGAACAAAGUGGCAACAAACGCCAGUAAACAGCCCUCCGAGGACAAACCUCAGUCCACUGCAGCUACAACACUCGAAACUGAGGGAAAAAUUUUGACACGCGCUGCUGACGACGCCAAAAGAGCAGCCAGCUGGCGUUUUAAACCUCAAGAAACCGCGCCAACUGGUGCCCCUCCUAGGAAAAGUGUCAAUAAAAGCGAAGAACACUGCAGAAGCUGCAAGGGAUACCUGACGCCAUUGGGCGAAAGGCUCAAAAUGACGAGGACUGCAGCCUUCCUGCAGGUCGGGAAGAACCUGCCGCCCUCAAGACAAUGCUGCUGCUGCCACAUCACGUACCCGCUCGUGGCUCUCACGGAUGAGAGCAGGAGUCGAGCGUGUACACAGCCACGUUGCUACAUGUGCAACUGGGCAGCCAGAGCUGCUGAGAAGUGUUCAUCUGUGGGUGCAAAGCGAACAGUGGACGGAGCUGUGAAAGGUGCAGCAGGACUGAGCCCCACCGAAGCGUCAAAACUGCGAGACAAGGGGAAUUUAACUGCAAAAGAAAUCCCCAACAUGGCUACAACACGUGAAACCAGCGAAACAGACGAGAAUUGCUGCAAAAGCUGCAAGGGAAAGUUGCCAUCGCUAACCGAACGCCUCGCAGCGAUGAAGUCUCCAGCUGAGCACCUAAAUAAGGAGCAGGGAUGGAGAGUUUCCCCACCGAGUACUCGACAAUGCUCCUGCUGCUUUCUCACAUUCCCACUGGCGUCAGUCACUGAGGAAAGCAGGAGCGUCAUGUGCGCUAAGCCUCUGUGCUCUGCUUGUGAUGGAGCUAGGAGACUGGCUUGUACGUCGGAAGAGAAGGCUCCAACAGCCAACUCUACCCAGCCGAAUCCCGAGAAGACGCCGGAGAUUAUUGUGGUGGACGGAGGAGAAGACGAUGAAGAAGGAGAACUAGUGGAGCAAGAAAUCUGCCAACGCUGCGGAGGCGACCUGAUCCCUCCUUUGAAGAGACUGGAGUUGGUGAAGGACGCGGCUCUGACACUCGGAGGAAAGAAAUCGCCACCGUCGAGACAAUGCGCGUGUUGUCGCGUGACGUACCUGAUGGGGUCACUGACCAAGAAGAGCAGGAAAGUGACUCGUGCGGUGCCAAUUUGCCACAGUUGUUGCGUGGCAGGCGGGCCACCUAUUUAUGAAAUGCUGUGCACGAGCGACGAGUUCCUUGAAGCCUUUAAAGUCGAGGACCCUGUUACAGCUCGACUUUUCUUACGGAAGAAGGAGAAGGGAACUAUCGCGAAGGCAAUAGACGCUCAGAGGAAGCGCAUGAUGAAGAGAACGAAGUCGUCGGCGCAGACAUCGAAGACAGACACCCAAAACGCACAGACAGCGAGCAAGCAAGCGCCCGAGGGAGUCGCACCAAUGUACAAGCCACGCAACCUAAAGGGUCGGCUUUUCGGUGGACCCCGCUAUCAACUGAUGCCCAAGAAGGCUCGAAAAAGCAUGCCGGCACCUCGGUUGAUCAUCGGGAGUCCGGUGGCUCGCGGUCGUGGGCAGGUGGAAGACGAAGGGGAACAGCCGACGGAUUCGAAUUUGCCGCAGAGGUCGCGGACGGCGCGAAAUCAAAGCGAGGAACCUCAAAUUGAGAAGAGGGGGCAAGGAACGGGGUGA
Molecule: messenger RNA, 1842 nt
Organism: Phytophthora infestans T30-4
Lineage: Eukaryota; Oomycota; Peronosporomycetes; Peronosporales; Peronosporaceae
Exons: 1
Coding region: 1-1842 (613 amino acids)
Source: RefSeq, a predicted model, not a curated record